This is a messenger RNA of Entamoeba invadens IP1, 726 nucleotides long. RefSeq lists its product as hypothetical. Lineage: Eukaryota; Evosea; Mastigamoebida; Endamoebidae. Gene Ontology annotation, molecular function: thioredoxin peroxidase activity. Bases 1 to 726 code for a protein of 241 amino acids. Gene Ontology annotation, biological process: response to oxidative stress; cell redox homeostasis; cellular response to stress. Gene Ontology annotation, cellular component: cytosol. The record is from RefSeq and is a predicted model, not a curated record. The transcript has a single exon.
AUGAGUUGCCCAAUGAAGACUUGCCAAAAGCCAGAAGCUCCAAAAGAGGAGCAGAAAACGUGUUGUCAACAAAAGGCGUGUUGCCAGCAAGAACCGUGUUGUCCUGUCAAGGCGGCAUACAUGGAGUUUCUGAAGCAGAUACCACGUGUUGCUGUCGAUGAACCAGCACCACUCUUCAAAGCGCCCGAAUAUUGCCCCAACUGUGAUGCAGUCAUUGAGUUUGAGUUAGAGAAGCACAAAGGAAAGACUGUUGUGUUGGUCUUCUACCCGCACGACUGGACGUACAUCUGCCCAACUGAAAUUCUUGGGUUUGGCAAAUUGGCGCAAGAGAUGCCAGAAGUCGUGAUUGUCGGCGUCUCAGUCGACUCUGCGUAUUCGCACAAGGCGUGGGCAAAUGCUCCACGCGAGAAAGGCGGACUUGGUGGAAGUAAGAUAGGACUUGUCUCUGAUAUCACACACAAAGUCUCGAUGAUGUAUGGGAUGUUCAAUCCAUGCGAAGCCAUCUGCAGAAGAGGGUGCGUCAUCAUCGACAAGAACCAAAUCAUUCGAUUCAUGGAAAUGAACGGAAAAGGGUUUGGAAGAAGCACUGACGAGAUCAAGAGAAUCAUCGAAGCUAUCAACUUCUCAGACGAACAUGGAGAAAUGUGCCCAUGCAACUGGAUGCCUGGUAAAGACACCGUCAAGCCAUGCCAAGAGGGAAUCUGCGAGUACCUCAAGAAACUUUAA